Molecule: messenger RNA, 5598 nt
Organism: Pelobates cultripes (western spadefoot toad)
Lineage: Eukaryota; Metazoa; Chordata; Amphibia; Anura; Pelobatidae
Source: the annotation of a GenBank genome assembly
GUAUUGCAAAGUGUUGAUCAUAAGUCUCUCAUUGCUGUGGCAGCUCCUGUACUGUCUUUUGCAGCGAGGCUGUUGGUGUGUACAGGUACUAGAAGUAGUCUCCAGAUCUCUGAUCCAGCCAUUCAGACCUCUGAGUAUGUCCCUCUGGGGGUCUGCCAAAAGGUAUGUCUUUCAACUCCCCUUCGAGGAACUGUUCAUCUGAAAACUCUGAACAUGAGCAGGCCUCAGGAUAGGCGGCCAUAUUGGGCCCAGCUGCGCCAUGUGCCUGCCUCAAGAGGUCCCCAAUAUUUAAGCCCAUCCGUAACUUUUCAGCUUUCUGUUGUUUGGUCUUUUGACCAAUAAUUGUGGCAUUAAUUACCUCCACUGAGCCGCGUAGACCCUCUCCUGCUGCGUGGUCCGACUGCUCCACGCGACUGUGCAGCACACUGAGGGAAACUCACCUCUUGCCACAUGGUGCAAUCGCUCCAUGGCCGUGUGGCAGGACAUCUAUAUACAGGUGUGGACGUGACUUCACGCCCACUCUUAAAGUGACCACGUCAUCAUUGCGAUCCAAAUCUGUUUUGGAUCGCAGUGAUGACGUUGACCCAUUGUUGAAUGGGUAAGGCAGUGGCUGAGUGACAGGCAACAGAGGGUUGUAGUUAAUGGAAUAUAUUCGAAGCUUGGACUUGUCACCAGUGGGGUACCUCAGGGAUCUGUAUUUGGACCCAUUCUCUUUAAUAUUUUUAUUAGUGAUAUUGCAGAAGGUCUUGAUGGUAAGGUAUGUAUUUUUGCUGAUGAUACUAAGAUAUGUAACAGGGUUGAUGUUCCAGGAGGGAUAAGCCAAAUGACAAAUGGUCAGAAUUGUGGCAACUGACAUUUAAUGUGGAUAAGUGCAAGAUAAUGCAUCUUGGACGUAAAAACCCAAGGGCAGAGCACAGAAUAUUUGAUAGAGUCCUAACCUCAACAUAUGAGGAAAGGGAUUUAGGGGUGAUUAUUUCUGAUGACUAAAAGGUAGGCAGACAAUGUAAUAGAGCAGCAGGAAAUGCUAGCAGAAUGCUUGGUUGUAUAGGGAGAGGUAUUAGUAGUAGAAAGAGGGAGGUGCUCAUGCCAUUGUACAGAACACUGGUGAGACCUCACUUGGAGUAUUGUACGCAGUACUGGAGACCGGAUCUUCAGAAGGAUAUUGAUACCUUAGAGAGGGUUCAGAGAAGGGCUACUAAACUGGUUCAUGGAUUGCGGGAUAAAACCUACCAGGAAAGGUUAAAGGAUCUUAAUAUGUAUAGCUUGGAGGGAAGACGAGAGAGGGGAUAUGAUAGAAACAUUUAAAUAUAUAAAGAGAAUCAACACAGUAAAGGAGGAGACUAUAUUUAAAAGAAGAAAAACUACCACAACAAGAGGACAUAGUCUUAAAUUAGAGGGACAAAGGUUUAAAAAUAAUAUCAGGAAGUAUUACUUUACUGAGAGGGUAGUGGAUGCAUGGAAUAGCCUUCCAGCUGAAGUGGUAGAGGUUAACACAGUAAAGGAGUUUAAGCAUGCGUGGGAUAGGCAUAAGGCUAUCCUAACUAUAAGAUAAGACUAGGGACUAAUGAAAGUAUUUAGAAAAUUGGGCAGACUAGAUGGGCCGAAUGGUUCUUAUCUGCCGUCACAUUCUAUGUUUCUAUGUAGCAUAGGUAAGCCUAUUUAAAGGCUUCUUUUAGCCCCCAUUCAUUGCCCUAUCGUUGUUUCUGUUAGAGCCUUGUUUAAGGCUCCUAGUGAUUCUCUUGUGAUUGCCUGUGUUUGACCUCAGCUUCGUAUUUGACUCGUGAUUUCUGGUAUCCUGACCUCGGCUUUGUCAUGACUUUGUCUUGACUCUUGUUGUUUAGUUACGUUAAGUCCGGCAAUUCUAAGGCUCUGUAAUGCGUCUUUUGGAUCCACCUUUUGUAGUUUCCUCUUUCCUGCGUGUUGGGUUACGACUCCUGUCACAAUAAUGACUUUCAAGCUACUAGGAUAUUCUUCCAAAAUCUCAAAUUCCGUUUUUCACUUCUACAAUGAGAAUUAAAAGGGUUCAGCAGAGCAGACCUCUUGGUAGAUGCAACCAUUCAGCUCAAUUGCUUGACUCUGCCCCUGCUUUGUUCUGUUUUUAAACGCUUGUAAAUGUAAACCGUCAUAGUUGGUAGAUAUAUGUAAUGAUUAUGGUGCUAGGAGGGUUCCUUUUAAUAAAGAUUUGCUAGAUAACUAAAGCUUUAUCUUAUGGAAUUAGCUUCUAGGAACCAGCAACAUUUUCAGCAUUUCCUAAAAGUGUAGGUUCAAUAAACAAGCUUCGUGAACAAAGAAUUGAGCCUAUUAUGUAAAUGAAAAUUAUGUUCGGUUAGUAAAUAACUAGACAUAAUGCUGCAGAUUUAUACUAUUACGUUUUUGUGUUUGCAUUUUUUUUGUUUUGUUUUUACAUAUCUCUCCACAUUUACUGCUAAAAAAAAAAAAUCUCUUCCCAUGAUUAUUCCAUUUAAAGGCAUUGUUUAAAUAAAUCCAGUAUUUUCUCUACUUGCCUUUGAAUGUUGCAGUCUUAAGAGCAAUGGAUUAUUGAUUUCUAUAGAGCCAGAAAAUGUCUUUGUAAAUAUGGUUUUGAUGAUUGUUGAAAAAUAAACAAAUGAUUAUUUCACAGGAAUGCAAACCCCCAAAAAGGAUUGCUCGUAGAGAAAAUCAUUAUAAAAAUGACAAGAUAUUUAUACAAUGUUAAAAGAAAUACUUAGAAAGACACUAUAUAAAGUGCAAACUACUCUUAACAAGAAGCAAUCAUUAAUCAUAUAUCAAACAAAAUAUGCUUCAAUACUGUGUGUGUGUGUGUGUGUGUGUGUGUAUAUCAGUAUAUAUGUACUCUUUUCUGUUUUAAAGGACCACUCUAGGCACCCAGACCACUUCAGCUUAAUGAAGUGGUCUGGGUGCCAGGUCCAGCUAGGCUUAACCCAUUCUUUUAUAAACAUAGCAGUUUCAGAGAAAGCCUCAUUGACAGUCGCUAGAGGCGCUUGCGUGCUUCUCACUGUGAUUUUCACAGUGAGAGCACGCAAGCGUCCAUAGGAAAGCAUUGUAAAUUCUUUCCUAUGCGACCGACUGAAUGCGCGCGCAGCUCUUGCCGCGCGUGCGCAUUCAGCCGACGGGGAGGAACGGAGGCGGAGAGGAGGAGGAGAGCCUCGCGCUGGAAAAAGGUAAGUUUUAACCCCUUUCCCCCUUCCAGAGCCAGGCGGGAGGGGGUCCCUGAGGGUGGGGGCACCCUCAGGGCACUAUAGUGCCAGGAAAAUGAGUAUGUUUUCCUGGCACUAUAGUGGUCCUUUAAGUUUUGGGCAAACUCGUGUAUGGAAACUUGGUAUUUCUGGAAUAUGAACAAGUUGAAUAUAAAUGUGUUGGGGCCUUGAUUUUAUAUUUGAUUGUAAAGUAGAAGAGGGGGAGAAUAUCUAAAAUGAAUAUAAAUUACUGGAUGGAACACUCUGUCCACCUAUGUUAUUUAGUGUCUAGGCUGUAGUAAAUUAAUCUUGCUUUCUGUUUUAUACAAUGAGUACCCUAUUUAAUAGCAUUAUAGAUAAUUUCCAAAACAGACAAAUUCAGGCUUCUGUCUUGCAGCUUGUAAUAAAUAUAUUCAAAUUAUCACAUGUUCUUUGAUAUGGAGAAAGCCCGGGUUUCAGACUGGACAUUGGGCAGACCGCCAAAUACACAGUGGGUCUCCAACAGAGGAAAUUAAAGGAUCUCCCAUGCAGUCAGGCCAACUUUUUAAUGGACUAGUAUAGAGAACCCCCACCAGCUCAGUGCAACCUAUUGCUAGUGGUGGCUGUGGAGACUCUAACCUCUGCUGGGUACAGACUGAGUAUUGCCAUUCAAGGAAUUGCUGCAGGUUACCACAGCCUUGCUCAGAGAUUGUGACAGUAUUGGAGCUCAUGAGAUGCACAUGUUUAGAGUCAAUCAGUGGACCAGCAUGGAUCAUCAUGUUUCCCUCCCUGGCCAAAGGUAUGUUCUUCCUUACUUUGAGUGUUCUGUUAAAGCAGAAGGCAAUCUUUAUCAUCUAGAAGAAAUUGAUUCAGCACAUCUCUGAGAAUCAUUCUAUGGGCACAGAUCGUAAAUUGCGGUGCUUUUUGUAAGAAAACUCUGCAUUUCCGAGACUUUUUCGAACACUACUCCGCAUGUCUUCCCAGUUUUUGUUUAUUUGUUCUGUAGUUUAAAACUACCAAACCACCGACCGCCCACCUGGCUCGUUAUCAUCAAUGGAAACCAUCAAUUAAGCGCUCUCCCUGUGUGGUGGCCAUCUUGUUUUCACAAAAAGAAGCAGUGGGACUUGGUCGUUGAGUGUAUGGAAGUAAAAUCGGACACUCUACUUGCUGAACUAUAUGAACGUCUGCUUCCUUUUCCCGAACAGCUAGGAGAGCAGUGUGCGGUAGUUUAGUUCCCAAAAACCAGGGGAACAAUCGCUACUAUGAGCCAGGGGAUUCCAUUUGUGCAUUAUUUCGUUUUUGUGACUUGUCGAAAUAGACCGACCGCACAGCCUAAACUCAUGGAACUGUUUCUGGGCAGGAGCUUCUUGUGCGGUCGGUCCAAAUUGGACUUCCAUAAAAUUUGAAAACCCCUGAACUGGUCUGGGUGAUUUUUUUUUUUGAUAUGUUGGUCACCCAGAUCAGAGCUAUCUGGGGAUAUGACAUUUAUGGGGAUAUUGAAUGUAUUGGGGUAAUUUUCAAGUUUUGUGAAAAUGUUUUUUCUGCAUCGAGAUAAUUAAUUUAUUACUUUAUCUGACUCAAUUAUCUCCAGGCAGAGAGGAGGGAAUUGCUUGUUUGUAUUGAGAGUGUCACAGUUUGUCACUGCAUUAUUAUUGGCUGUACUCCCCACAAGGUCCACGGGGGAGUGCCCCUUGCAUGGGGAGAUGUAUAAGAGCCAGUGUGGCACCAAUAAAGCUUUAGUCUUGUUACAUCCUUCAUCAAGUUUCGGCUGAUGUUUGGGUACCUGGUCACUGCAUUGGGAGAAUCUACUGGGAAAACUGUAUCUGUAUACAUCAUGCUUGUAGAUGGACGUAACCAGUUAGUUGAACUUAAAUAUAAAAAAAAGUAACUUUUUUUUCUAACUUGGAUGUAUUAAGCAUUUGCCACUGAAAAGAGAAGUUUACACCCAGGUGCGGCAGGUAUAACUUUAGUCCAAUAGUGAUGGGUGAUGACUUUUACCAUCUGUUUUGUGGAAGCUGCUGGUAAUUGGCAAGGAUAGGGAAAGACAUUUUCGUGAUUACAAACUAUUUACUAAAUGAUCCAGGGCCAACAUGGUUAAGAAUCGAAAGUCUGUAUAGGUUCCCUUGUGGGACUGCCAUAUUUAAGGGCCAUAUUUAAGGGUACCAAAUUAGGUAGCUAUUUAGUAGAUGGCAGUCCCACAUAAGGAUUGGGGAGCCAUCUACUAAGAAGCUGAAAGACCUAAAUUCUGGAUGGCCCUAACUUUGUUUAGUAAUUUUUAUCUUUCAGACAACUUUAUUAAUACUAAGUAAAACAUUUAAAGUAACAGUAUAGGGUCAGGAACACAGGGGAUAAAACUAACUUUUUUUUUUUUUUUUUUUAAGCGCCGCACGGGUCCGCUGUGCCGGCCUGCCCUGAUCCACCUCCUUGCUGACAUCAUGAAAAU